CAGUAUGUAGCCUUAGCUAGCCUAGAACUCACUGUAUAGACAAGGCCGGUCUUGAACUCACAGAGAACCUCUUGCUUCUGCCUCCUGGGUGCUGGUUUAAAGUAUGCACCAUCAUGUCCAACUCUAGCUUUAAAGGGUACCUAUGCUGAUUGAGCAUCACACGCAGACCUUUGGAAGUAGAUCCACUAGCAUGUGGCCACCGUACCAGGUUCAGUUCCUGGUUCCUUGGGCUUGUCCACUUAAACUCUUUCUACUUCCAGUCCCUUCCUUUCAGGUCACUGUAGUGACUUCUAAGUGUAGAGGGCACCCUUGCAUUUGACUACUGCCCUUCUGCGUAUAACAGCUGUUCUGCUUCCCCACCAUUCUCUCUCCUGACUCUCUCUGGUCCUGGUCUGUAGGCCAAUGCUCCUGGCUUUCCCAAGCCCCUGUUGUCCUUUCUUCCUUUGGCCUAGUUUUCUCUGUUCCUGACCCACACUUGUCUCCCAGGUGGUCACCUCAACAUGUGUCCUGUGAUUAGCCUGGCCACAUGGUGUUCUGAAAUGUGUCCUGGGAUUAGCCUGGCCACGUGGUGUUCUGACAUAGAGUAAGGAUGCUCUCUGUUACAGGCCUUUGAACAACCCCCCUCACCAUGGACCUGGACCCCCAUGCAGGUGUGCAGGUGGGCAUGCGUGUGGUACGCGGAAUGGACUGGAAAUGGGGCCAGCAGGAUGGAGGUGAGGGCGGUGUGGGCACCGUGGUGGAGCUUGGCCGCCAUGGCAGCCCCUCGACCCCCGACCGUACAGUUGUCGUUCAGUGGGACCAGGGCACACGUACCAACUAUCGAGCUGGCUACCAAGGUGCCCAUGACCUGUUGCUCUAUGACAACGCCCAAAUCGGUAUCCGCCACCCCAACAUUAUCUGUGACUGCUGCAAGAAACAUGGGCUUCGUGGCAUGCGUUGGAAGUGCCGUGUCUGCUUUGACUAUGACCUCUGCACGCAAUGCUACAUGCACAACAAGCAUGACCUUACCCAUGCCUUCGAGCGCUAUGAGACAUCGCACUCACGCCCGGUUACGUUGAGUCCCCGACAGGGCCUCCCUCGCAUCCCACUGAGGGGCAUCUUUCAAGGAGCAAAAGUGGUACGAGGCCCUGACUGGGAAUGGGGCUCACAAGAUGGAGGCGAAGGGAAGACAGGCCGUGUGGUGGACAUCCGUGGCUGGGAUGUGGAGACAGGCAGAAGUGUGGCUAGUGUCACAUGGGCAGAUGGAACCACCAAUGUGUACCGAGUGGGCCACAAAGGCAAGGUGGAUCUCAGAUGUGUUGGUGAGGCAGCUGGCGGCUUUUACUACAAGGAGCACCUCCCGAAGCUUGGCAAGCCAGCAGAGCUGCAACGCAGGGUGAGUGCUGAUGGCCAACCCUUCCAGCGUGGGGACAAGGUCAAGUGUUUGCUGGACACAGAUGUCCUAAGGGACAUGCAAGAAGGCCAUGGUGGCUGGAACCCUAGGAUGGCAGAGUUUAUCGGACAGAUGGGCACCGUGCACCGCAUCACAGACCGUGGGGACGUGCGUGUGCAGUUCAACCAUGAGACCCGCUGGACCUUCCACCCUGGGGCUCUCACCAAGCACAACAGCUUCUGGGUGGGUGAUGUGGUCCGGGUCAUCGAUGACCUUGAUACUGUGAAGCGACUGCAGGCUGGACAUGGUGAAUGGACUGACGACAUGGCCCCUGCCCUGGGCCGAGUAGGGAAGGUGGUGAAGGUGUUUGGAGAUGGAAACUUGCGUGUGGCAGUUGGCGGUCAGCGGUGGACUUUCAGCCCCUCCUGCCUAGUGGCCUACCGGCCUGAGGAAGAUGCCAACCUGGAUGUGGCUGAGCGUGCCAGAGAGAACAAAAGUGCGGCAUCAGUCUCAGUGGCUGGUGGGAGGCAGGGCAGCCCCUGGCCAACACUUACCUCAACCCUGCCCCCAGGCUCACUGAGUGUGGCCCUGGACAAGCUUCGGACCCAGAAGAGUGACCCAGAGCACCCAGGGAGGCUGGUAGUAGAGGCUGCACUGGGAAAUGUAGCCCGGGCUCUGGAUCUACUGCGAAGGCAUCCAGAGCAGGUGGACACCAAGAACCAGGGCAGAACUGCCCUGCAGGUGGCUGCUUACCUGGGCCAGGUAGAGCUGGUACGGCUGCUGCUGCAGGCCAGAGCAAGUGUGGACCUGCCAGAUGAGGAGGGCAACACUGCGCUGCACUACACAGCCAUGGGGAACCAGCCUGAGGCCACAAGGAUGCUCCUGAGUGCAGGAUGUGGGGUGGAUGCGCGGAAUGGCACACGUAGCACAGCCCUCCAUGUGGCUGUACAGAGGGGCUUUCUAGAGGUGGUAAAGAUCCUGUGUGAACGUGGUUGUGAUGUCAACUUGCCGGAUGCCCAUGCAGACACACCCCUGCAUUCUGCCAUCUCUGCGGGUGCCGGUGCCAGCAGCAUUGUUGAAGUCCUCACCGAGGUGCCUGGCAUCGAUGUCACUGCUACCAAUAGCCAGGGCUUCACACUGCUGCACCAUGCAUCCCUUAAGGGCCAUGUGCUAGCAGUUAGAAAGAUUCUGGCAAGGGCACGGCAGCUGGUGGAUGCCAAGAAGGAAGACGGCUUUACUGCACUACAUCUGGCAGCUCUCAACAACCACCGUGAAGUGGCUCAGGUCCUAAUCCGAGAGGGUCGCUGUGAUGUGAAUGUGCGUAACAGGAAGCUUCAAUCCCCACUGCAUCUGGCCGUGCAGCAGGCUCACCUGGGGCUGGUACCGCUGCUAGUGGAUGCAGGCUGCAGUGUCAACACUGAGGACGAGGAGGGCGAUACAGCCCUACAUGUGGCACUACAGCGCCAUCAGCUGUUGCCCCUGGUGGUUGACAGGGCUGGGGGAGACCCAGGGCCCUUGCAGCUGCUGUCAAGGCUACAGGCCUCAGGCCUCCCAGGCAGCACAGAGUUGACUGUAGGCGCUGCAGUGGCCUGCUUCCUGGCAUUGGAGGGUGCUGACGUGAGCUACGCAAACCACCGAGGCCGGAGCCCACUGGACCUGGCCACAGAAGGCCGAGUGCUCAAGGCCUUGCAGGGCUGUGCCCAGCGCUUCAGGGAGCGACAGGCAGGUGGCGGUGGGGGUGUGCCCCCGGGCCCCCGGCAUGUGCUGACUACUCCUAACACCGUGACGAACCUGCAUGUCUCUGGCACAGCAGGGCCAGAGGCUGCCGAGUGCCUGGUGUGCUCGGAGCUGGCAUUGCUAGUUCUGUUUUCACCGUGUCAGCACCGCACAGUGUGUGAGGAGUGUGCUCGAAGGAUGAAGAAAUGUAUCAGGUGCCAGGUGGUCAUCAGCAAGAAGCUACGCCCAGACGGUUCAGAGGUGGUAAAUGCCAUCCAGGUCCCUGGCCCGCCUCGGCAACUGGUGGAGGAGCUACAGAGCCGCUACAGGCAGAUGGAGGAGCGCAUCACCUGCCCCAUCUGCAUCGACAACCACAUCCGUCUAGUGUUCCAGUGCGGCCAUGGAGCGUGCGCACCCUGUGGCGCUGCGCUUAACGCCUGCCCCAUCUGCCGCCAGCCCAUCCGUGACCGCAUUCAGAUCUUCGUGUGAGCGCACUCCACACGCUGUGGCUGAUCCCAGACCCUCCUUCAAAACCCCUGUAUUUUAUAAAAAGAUUAUCGGACUUUG
Molecule: messenger RNA, 3655 nt
Organism: Grammomys surdaster
Lineage: Eukaryota; Metazoa; Chordata; Mammalia; Rodentia; Muridae
Gene: Mib2
Product: mindbomb E3 ubiquitin protein ligase 2
Exons: 17
Coding region: 629-3577 (982 amino acids)
Biological process (GO): protein ubiquitination
Cellular component (GO): cytoplasm
Molecular function (GO): protein binding; zinc ion binding; ubiquitin-protein transferase activity
Source: RefSeq, a predicted model, not a curated record